UGCGCAUAAGCCAUGAAUUUAGAAAAGUGGUGGUAAAAGUUUUUAACAUGAGCUCCAGAGGACAGAGAAAAGUUUUGUCUAUUCAGGCGAGAAAAAGGAGAACGAAACCACCGAAGAAUCGCAUCAAGCCGGAUGAUAGACGUUCCAGCAAGAAAGCAAGUUUUGAGCAGCAUGGUGCCGUACCGCAGCACGUUACUCCUGACGACCAGGACAGAGAUUAUGACGAAGAUGACGAUGAAGAAGAAGAAGUCUUAGGCUCUGAUGACGAGGAACAAGAGGAUCCAAAAGAUUAUUGCAAAGGUGGCUAUCAUCCUGUGAAGAUAGGAGACCUGUUCCAUAACAGAUACCAUGUAGUGCGUAAACUUGGAUGGGGACAUUUUUCUACUGUCUGGUUGUCAUGGGAUUUAAUUGCCAAGCGCUAUGUUGCGUUGAAAGUGGUUAAGAGUGCCCAACACUAUACAGAAACAGCAGUUGAUGAGAUCAAGUUACUCCGCUGUGUGCGAGAAUGUGAUGAAAGUGAUCCUUACAGAGAAAAGGUUGUCCAACUUCUUGAUGAUUUUAAAAUUUCUGGUGUGAAUGGUGUUCAUGUGUGUAUGGUGUUUGAAGUGUUAGGAAAUAAUUUGUUGAAACCAAUUAUAAAAAGUAAUUACAUGGGUUUACCACAUUUGACUGUAAAAAAUAUUAUUAAACAGGUGUUACAGGGUUUAGACUAUUUGCACAGCAAGUGUAAAAUUAUACAUACUGAUAUCAAACCAGAAAAUAUUCUGAUGUGUGUUGAUGAAGAACAUGUCCGUAAACUUGCUGCUGAAGCUAACUCCUGGAUCCAGCAUAAUAUAGCACCUCCUAAUUCAUCAGUCAGUACAGCUCCUAUUGAUAAAAAACCACAGGGGAAGAUCUCCAAAAAUAAAAAGAAGAAACUAAAAAAGAAGCAAAAGAGACAAUUGGAGCUAAUACAGAAACAAAAAGAGCAACUACAAGAAAUUGAUGAGAAAUGCAGUUGUGGUUCACUGGAAAAGGGCCAAGGUGACUGUGAUAGUGCAUGUACUGGAGAGGAUAGCCACCAGGGAGAUGUUGGAGUCAACACCAAAGAUAGUACUUCCCAUCAGGAAAUUGAUGUACAUAAUAAAGAUGGUGGUCCUGAUCUGGAGAGUGGUGUCUGCACAGAGGAUAAUGGCCGCCAUGAUGAUGAAGAAGUAAGUGGUGUAAAUACUGAAGAGCACUGUCUCGCUGAGGGAGGUGUUAUAGUCACUGAAGACCUAGUUGGAGACAGUGGUGUAAAUAUUGAAAAUAUUGGUCCCCAAGGUGUAAGUGAUGUAAAUAUUGAAGAUCAGGGUUGCCAAGGAGAUAGUGGUGUAAAUACUGAAGAUCGUGGUUGCCAAGAAGAUACGAAAACGAAUACUGAAGAACCUGGUUUGGAUAGUGCUAUAAGUGGCAGUGAUUGUCGUGUGGAUAAUGGUAUAUCUGAUGGCGAUGAUCAGCUUAGAGAGAACACCAUUAAUGCUGAUGAUGAUAGUCCCCAUGGAGACAGUACUAAUGCAGUAGAUGGUGAUAAUAUUGAUGAACAGAGUGAAGUACUUGAAGAGAAUGAGCAGCAACUUGAAGCACCCUUGUGUAAUAUGUUAGAACAACAACAAAAUGAGAGAGUUCAAGAAGUAGUCAACAACAACAGAGAUGUUGGUGGUGAUGAUGUGGAUGAUGAAGAGGAUAACGAUAAGACUACGAGUAAAGAUGAAAAUGAAGUUCCGAUGAAACUGAGAAAUGGAGAUUUAGAGAAAGAUACAAACAAUGUGGAAAAUGAGAAUGAUGUGAAUAAACAGAACAGGGAACUGAGUUUGAAAAAUGAGGAGAUUGAGCGUUAUUAUUGUAUACGCGAUGACUUAAUAGCAAGCAGUAAUUUAAAUGAACAGAGUGAUAAAUUGAAUACAGGUGAUGUCACAGACCACAAAGUGUUACCUCCGCUUGUAGAUGAAGAUAAAGAAAACAAUGGUGUGUUAGCGACUGAUGAGAUUAACGCUCCAGAAGGUAAGAAAUCUGAUCCGUCUAGCCCACCACCUCUUGUAGUAAAAAUUGCAGACCUUGGCAAUGCAUGCUGGGUGACACAUCAUUUUACAGAAGAUAUUCAGACAAGACAAUAUAGGGCAUUGGAAGUGUUGUUAGGAGCUGGUUAUAGUACCCCAGCUGAUAUAUGGAGUACGGCAUGUAUGGCAUUUGAACUCUGUACUGGUGAUUACUUAUUUGAACCUCAUUCUGGUGAUGAUUAUAGCAGAGAUGAAGACCACAUAGCCCAUGUUGUGGAAUUAUUAGGUCCUAUACCAAGAUAUAUUGCUUUGAGUGGAAAAUAUUCAAGAGAGUUCUUUAACAAAAGAGGUGAAUUGAGGCAUAUUCAUAAAUUGAAACCGUGGGAUUUGUAUCAUGUUCUGGUAGAGAAGUAUGAAUGGCCUCAUAGUGAAGCCGAAGCACUGACGUCUUUCUUGGUACCCAUGUUGGAAUUUGCACCAGAAAAAAGAGCUACUGCUGCUGAAUGCUUAUUGCAUCCGUGGCUGUCAGAGGCACAAAUAUAGAGAACCCUAAUCAACGUGAUUCCUCGCUUAAUAUAUUCAAAAUGUGUAGACAACCGUUUGAUAGUCGCUUAGGAGGCUGGAUGUGAAUCAUAAAGCUGUUGAUAAAUAGUCAGGGAUAUACGUGUAUAUAUGAUACCCUCCAGCCUGCUGAUUUCUAUCCUGUUACCCACAGUCCUUUAUUUACUGUGGAUGCUUUACAAACGUCAUGUAGUUGCAUUUAUUACGAUCCAUCAAAAGAAAAAUUUGGAAGCUACAAAAUAUUGUCUUAACUUCAAGUAAAAAAAAAUAAUUCCGUUGAUAUACAGUUUUGAAUAUUAUGAUAUAUGCAAUGUUCUAUCUUGUCUGUUUGUGUAUGUAUUUAUGUAAGUACAUGUGUCUGUAUGUGAGUGCGUGUAUAGUAGGUCCAUUUAUAUGCCUCCCAUAGACUAGAGAGUAGUAACUGAAUACAAUUUUUAUUCUCAUGACAAUGUAGUUGCACAUUUAUCUUAUUUUCCAGUUGUGGAUGAGCACAGAUUUAUAAAUAAUAAAUUAUAUAAUUUUUGCCAGUAUUACCCGUAAUUGAGAACAGGGCCUUGGAUUCUUCCAUUGUAGAUUGAUGUGGUCUUGUUGAAGGUUUUUUUUUUUUUUUUUCAUUUUAUUGAUACAGAGCAUGAAUGUGAUUUUAAUUCUGGUAUUUCUGUGUUGAAGCUUGAAGUAAAAUGUAGUAAUAUCAGUCGUGGGUUGUAACUUUUGAUGCUACUUUUAGAACUACUUUUAGUUUAAGGAUCUUGGUGCUUAUCAUUGCAUGUUUGUAAUCUAUUCAUUCAAAGAGAGUCAGUACUAGGAGUAUGUUUACCUCUAUAAUGUCACCUUAAUGUUGUACAAUACAGAUUUUUUGAUUGUUUAUAUUUUUCCAUACCCUUUUAUUGCUAUAUAAUAUAGAAGUUAUUUAUUUGUAUCGUGACAUCAAACCCCCUCCCUCCCAAGAGCUUGAUAUCGUGUUGUAAUGAAACAACCAAAAAUUGAAUUUAGGAAUGAAACUGGCCUAAAACAUUAGUUGCACCUUAAUUUGUUUUAUUAUGAUGAUAUCAUCUUGGCAUGUAUAUAAGUGUUACUGUAAAACCAAAGAUUUAACUCCCACGACUGUAGUUAUCCCCUUUCAACCGCCUUUAUAGUGAGUCAUUUACAGUUGUUUCUAUUAGUGUUCGAUAUAGAUACAUAGGUCGUAUUAUUAAUACUAGACACAAUUAUCACGGAUCAGUAAAUGGAAUUCUGAUGUCAUUUUGAUUAAGAUUUAUUCCUUCUUGGCCCGCAAUAAAGAUUCACCUGCAUUGGUUUGUA
Saccoglossus kowalevskii is the source of this 3881-nucleotide messenger RNA. Its product is annotated as SRSF protein kinase 3-like. Gene Ontology annotation, molecular function: protein serine/threonine kinase activity; ATP binding. Gene Ontology annotation, biological process: spliceosomal complex assembly; peptidyl-serine phosphorylation; regulation of mRNA processing. NCBI's taxonomy places the organism in Eukaryota, Metazoa, Hemichordata, Enteropneusta, Harrimaniidae. Gene Ontology annotation, cellular component: cytoplasm; nucleus. The record is from RefSeq and is a predicted model, not a curated record.